AUGUAUUACGAGAGGGAUUUCUUGGGGGAAGGGUCUUAUGGAAAGUUGUAUAAGGGAAAGGAUACAAAAACCUAAGAAGAAAUAGCUGUCAAAAUUUUUGAUCUGUCAAAGAUGGAGGGUGUCGAGCUAGAAUUGCUCGAAACAGAAAUAGCCACCAUGAAGGACUUGUAGCACCCUAAUAUAGCCAAAAUUAUAGACAGCUUUAAGUUACCUCCAAAAAAUAUGGUUAUAAUUCUAGAAUUGUGUGAUGGCGAUUUAAACAAACUGAUGAAAAAAUACGGCGGAAAAUUACCAGAAUCAGUUGCUUAGGUUGCUCUAACUUAAUUAAUGGAAGGAUUCAAAUAUAUGAUAAACAAAAAUUAUAUUCAUAGGGAUGUUAAACCAGCGAAUGCAUUGACAAAAGGAUCUGUCUAUAAAGUUUCAGAUUUUGGUUUUGCUGGAAAGGUUAAUGUUAGAGCAAAAUAAAAACUGGAUUUAUUUUGUGGAACUCCUAUAUACGAGGCACCUUAAAUUUUAGCAAUGAUUCCUUACACUGCCAAAUGUGACUUAUAUUCUAUCGGAGUUAUGGCAUAUGAACUAGUCUAUGGAUAGUUCCCCUGGUCCAACAGAGCAGGAGACGAAUAACUCUUGAAAAACAUCAAAAAUGUCCCAUUAAGAUUUCCUGUAGAUAUCAAGGUUUCUGAAUAAUAUAAGGACUUCCUAAGGAGAUGUUUAGAAUAUGAUGAAAAUAAACGUAUUGAAUGGGACGAAGCUUUUAAUCAUCCAUUGUUUAAGGUUUAGGAAAGUUAGAAAUAAUAUGAUUCUUUUAAAGUGCCACAAAAUGCUAAGGAUUUACUAGGAUAAUUAUAAAAGAUUUCUUAAGCUCGAGAUAUUAAUGUUGUUGAAUUAUUUGAAAAAUAUGAUACUGAUAGAAGUCUUUAACUGGAUAGGAAUGAAUUCUAUUUGUUCGUACUAUAACUUGAUCCCAGACUGACUAGAGAUUAAACAACUUAGAUUUUUAAGGUUAUGGAUAGAAAUGGGGACGAAUUGAUAUCACUUGACGAAUUUAAGGAAAUCUUUUGCAACUACGAAUUCAUCAAUAUCUCUGAUAAGGCUGAAAGGAUCAUUAUUGAUUUAAGAGAAGUUGUUAAAGCCAGAAAACUAAAUUUAGAUUAAUUGUUUAGAAGCUUUGAUUAACAAAGUGAUGGAAAACUGAACCCAUAAGAAUUCACAUAAUUCAUUAAGUAAAUAGCUCCAGGUUUGAAAUAAGAUGAGAUUGAGGAAGUAUUCAAGAAGUUUGAUAAGAAUAAUGAUAAAGAAAUUACCUUUGCUGAAUUUAAAGAGUAAUUAGUUGCUGGUACUCAAUUCGAUUCAAAAUUUGACCCAGAGCAAGAAAGAGCAAUGAAACUAUUAAGUGAUCUAAAGAGAAUAGUCAGAACUAGUGGAAGUAAUCCAUAAUAGAUUUUCAAUAACUUUGAUAAGAAUAGGAGUGGUAAAUUAGAAUUCAAUGAAUUCUAAAACAUUUGUAAAAUAAUUGAUAGGAAUAGUACACCUGAUGUUGAGAAAGUCAUGUUUAAAUUAGUAAACAAGUCAAAUAGUCAAGGAGUUUCAUUUUAAGAUUUUCAGUAAAUAUUUUAAUGAUACAUUAUCAUCAGUAUU
Paramecium tetraurelia is the source of this 1638-nucleotide messenger RNA. RefSeq lists its product as uncharacterized. Lineage: Eukaryota; Ciliophora; Oligohymenophorea; Peniculida; Parameciidae. Gene Ontology annotation, cellular component: cytoplasm; autophagosome. Gene Ontology annotation, molecular function: protein serine/threonine kinase activity; ATP binding; calcium ion binding. Gene Ontology annotation, biological process: autophagosome organization; autophagy; peptidyl-serine phosphorylation. The record is from RefSeq and is a predicted model, not a curated record. The transcript is spliced from 5 exons.